AUGGCGUACAACAUGUCUCCUGAUCCCCUCUCGGCCAACUGGUCCUACGACAGCGCCAUUGACCUCUUCUCCCUCAACACCAUGAUGCCCGAGUCCUUCCCCAUGGACAUCCCCAACGACCUGUUCUUGGAGUCCAAGGACCUCCCGUCCGACUUUUGGGCUGCCCCGACCGACAUCAACGGCUUCACUGUCUCCAAUGAAGACUCCCUCUCUUCUGUACGCCUCCUCUACCCCUCUGCGAUAAACAAUACUAACAUCCCACAGGAGGAAAGCGACGACCAGUCAUACUCGCCAACAAACUUCAUGUCCUCAACCCCUCCAGCCUCAGCCGACAUCUCCCUCUCCUCCCCCAUCGCCCUCCCCCAAACAGCAUCCCAGAGCGCCGCCUCCAAACGCAAGGCCGCCUCCAUCUCCACCCGCUACUCCUCCUCCCCCGAACUCCACCCACAGCAACAACCCACCACCACAUCCGCAACAACAGCAACAACGUCAUCAUCCACAUCGACGGGUCGGAAAUCCCGAAACAACUCCGACGACUCCACCCGCGGCCGAAACGCCGCCAAGCGCGCCGCCCACAACAUCAUCGAGAAGCGCUACCGCACGAAUAUGAACGCCAAGUUCGUUGCCCUCGAAAAGGCCAUGGCUGUCAAGCCUUCUGGAUCGGGUGUCUCCAAGACAACAUCGACGUCGGCGUCGGGAGUCAAGUCCUCGGCGUCGCUGAAGAAGUCGGAGAUCCUGAGCAAUGCCAUUGCAUACAUGCAGGAGCUGCAGGAGGCGAAUGAGAGGUUGAGGAAGGAGGUUGCGACGCUGAAUCGCAGGGUUUCGUACUGCUGA
This is a messenger RNA of Aspergillus calidoustus, 834 nucleotides long. The record is from the annotation of a GenBank genome assembly. NCBI's taxonomy places the organism in Eukaryota, Fungi, Ascomycota, Eurotiomycetes, Eurotiales, Aspergillaceae.